GUGAGUAUAAGUUCUGCAAGCUGGAGAUGGUUUUCACUUCGAAAUAUUACUGUUUUUACAGAACAUGUAGUGUGUCACCCAUGAAAUUAAUGCAAGUAAAUAUGGAAUUGAAGCUGCCAAUUAAUAUCAAACAUCUAAGUGGAUGAAAUGUUAAUUUUGAUGAAAAAAGUAUACUGUUCAACUAGAAAAUGCUUAAACAGACUAAACUAAUGAAUACCAACAAAAAUAUUGGACGAGUAACGCCGAUCAUGAGGAGGAGUUGCUUUCCAGGAGCAUCUUCAUCUCUGGACUCUGCAGAUUAUUAUCAACACGUUGAUACAGCCUGUAGUGGUAGUUCAUUACCUGCUUGUCUGUGCUUGCAUUGUUUAAGUACUUCAAAUUCAUCACAACAUCUAAGUGAGAUGGUACAGAAUUCAGGAGGAUCAUCUGUCUUCUGUUGCCAGAGGAUGAGUGGUAAUUGUGUUUCAUUACCUGAAGUUUCUGAAUUUAAUGUUUCACUAGCAGCUGGAGUAAGGCCAACUUUGUCAGCAUUAUCAUCAUCAUAUUCAAAAGAAUCAGAAUUAGAAAUUCAUGUUAAUAACCUAGACCCAAGCAUUGACAUAAGAGAAAUGAGAAAAAUUCUUCUUUCAGUUUUUCAAGAGUAUACUAAGGUCAUGCACUUUUCUCUCAGAAUGCUAGAAGAUAAGAGCUUAAAGGCUGUGGUCAGGGUGAUAUCUCUUCAUGAGGCACAGUUUGCAGUUUCUAACCUUCACGGCCUCAAGAUUGGCUCAAGACAGAUCUUGUUAAGUUACAAGUCAGGUGAUAGCAAACCUCCUUUGCAGGUGUUGUGGUGUGAGGUGCUUGCCCUAUUGAAUGAUACACCAUUCAACAGAAUUCCCCUUUGCAACUUGAAAGAAAGGUUUCAGAACAGGUACAAUAGAGCUAUCACUGUUUCAGACCUGACCCAGAUGGACAUGUUAAUAAUUACUGAAGAAGCUGGAGAAUGUAUUGUAUGCUUAAAGCCUGACUACCGAAUCACAUCGUCAUCUUUUGAAGCUGAAGGAUCACACCAGCAGAGACAAUGUUCCACUGAGAAACCUUUUUGUGAACACCAUUUCCAACAAGUUAGUUGGAAUGACUGGACAAAGCCAAGAAGUACAUAUCCAUUACCCAAAGUAUGUAUGUCAUUAAAGACCCUUGGACCUCGUGUGCAUAAGAUGCUGGACAAUCACCAUGGCUCAAUACCACUUAACAGCUUCUGUUCCUGUUAUGUAGCUCAGUUUGGUCCAUUGACAAAUAAGGACAAAAACGUAAAGAUCUUCGAAGAUCAAGAACUUUUAGUUUCACAGGGACAAGAAGGUGUUCCAUUAGAGUAUCUGUUAACUUGUAUCCCUGGAGUGGAGAUAACCAAGUCAGGAUUAGGAAUCAAACAAAUACAGUGGUACAAAGUUACAAACAUAUCACAAGGUGGAUGUAAAAACAAACAAUCUGUAGAAGAUCAUCUUGUUCUAUUUAAGCAAGAAAUGGUGGAACUUUUGAAGAUUCAACCACAGUGUUUGUUACCUUUUGAUCAGUUUGUUCCUGCCUAUCAUCAGCAUUUUGGGCAUCAGUGUUGUCUUGGAGAUUAUGAAUUUACUAAAUUAACAGAACUGUUAGAAGCAGUGUCAGAUGUUGUCCAGAUUUUAGGUCAAGGGUCAAGUCGUAUGUUGACCUUGACUCACCUGACCCAAGUGAAACGAUUUGGCAAUGACAUUUUGCGUGUUCUUAGGUCACGAGCUAGCAAACAGAUCUUUCUGUCUGAAUUACCAGUCUUUUAUGAACACAAAAUAGGCAGGAAACUUCAGAUAACUAGUUAUGGAAUAUGUACAUUGACAGAUAUGUUAGCAGAAGUGGCUGACUUAGUUGUGGUUACAAAGACGUCAGAGGAUACUGUCAUAACUAUAAAGAACAGAGGACAAACAGCUGAAGAAGUUGAGCGAACCAGACAAUUUGCAAUGGAGGUGGUUGAAUUAUUAAACAAUAGUCCAUCAGGAACAAUGCUCUUCAGCAAGUUUACUAUUGCCUAUCAUCAUCAGUAUGGUCAUCAAUGUAAAGUUUCUAAAUAUGGAUUUAAUAAGCUUGUGGAAUUGCUUGAAGCUGUUUCCGAUGUGGUAGAGUUGAAGGAUGUGGGUGAUGAUAAAGUACUUUUGUUGAGAGAUCGUCAAGAAGUACUAAAUGACGUAGCUGUUAAAAUAGUUGCAGUGCUAGAGGAAACCUCUCAACGGAUGAUUCCUUUUACUAAUUUGCCUGAGGCCUACUUCAGAGUGCAUAACCAGUUCUUGAACUUUCAGGACUAUGGAUUCAGUAGCCUUCAAGAUUUACUUUCCAAACUAAAUCAUGCUGUUAAGAUGUUGCCUACACCAUGUGGUGUUAUGGUGGUGCCAGUGAACAGAGCCUUUAUCAAGGAGAUGUCUCUGAAGGUCUGCAGGCUAUUAAUGGAACAACCCAAUGGCAAAAUGAGUAUGAAUGAUUUAUGUAGUCAGUUCUCUCAUCGCUUUGGUCAGUAUUUACACGUAUCAUUAUUGCAACAAGAACUGCAGGAUGUUGUUCAGGUCGAUGGAGAACAUAUUAGGUUAGCACCCCAACAAAUGUUAGCCAGAGAUGUGGUAAUUCUUAUUCAGGAAAGUGGAGGGAAAAUGUCAUUGCAGCACUUUGAAAAAGCAUUUUUUCGACGUUAUCGAGUACCAAUACGUCCUGCACUUUAUGGUUAUGCCAGUGUCCUCUCCAUGGCACAAGACUUUUCUGAUUAUAUUACUAUUCAAGGUCGUCGUAAAAAACGAAUUCUGGCUAUCAAGAAGGAAAUAGCAGGUUCUCCCUUCCCUUUAUUGCCUGAUGCCAGGAGUGAGACUUUUUCGGUAACACAGGUGCAUAGAAAGAGAGCUAUGUAUGAAGAAAAAGUGUUACAGUUAACUAAAAAGCCAGAUGGAAGUGCCGACCUUCUAAAUCAGCCUGUUCCAAGUGACUUGCCUCCACCUGUGUUACAGCCUGAACCAAAAUCACUGGAUGACAGGGAUCUCAUUGGUUUUGAUCCUGUUACCUGUGUUUCUAGUACAGUGAUGGAUAUUCAAGGCUUGGAAGAACAACAGCAUAAAAUUUUGUCUCUGUCACCAAGUAGUGUUACAUCUCCAGCUGACUCUCUUCUCACAGAAAGAAUCUACAAUCCUGUAGUGAAAAGUACAUCUGAUCUGACAUCAGCAAGCUUAACUUUCACGGAACAAACAUGUACUGCAUCUUUUGCAAGUUCGUUCCACAUAGAAGAUACCUUCAAUUCAAUUCCAACAAGCUUAAGUGAUACAGAGAGAAUGAAUAAUAUAUGUUCAAGAAGCUCACCUUUCACACAGAGAAUAUGUAAAGCAUCUCCAGUGAGGUCAUCUUACACAGAUAUAACUUCUUAUAGACCAUUGAUGAUAACAGACCAUCCUUCAAGUUUUGAACAAGAUGAUUGUCAUCUUCAGAAGUCAUCAUUUUCCCAAGACAACCUUCAUCACCUUGUUGAUUUAUCAGGAAUCUCUCAGGAAUGGUCAGAUUCUUUGCAUUUUUCUUCUGUCUGUAGUUUGUCAACAGAACUUUCUAGUAUGAAAGAAGCUGUUAAUAGUUUUCCUAAAUCGGAUCUCAUGGCUGCUACUUUUAGUUGCAACCGCUCAAGCACACUUCCUCGUAACUUUUCUUCUGUUACUGGUGCUAGACGGAGUACUUCACAAGAGCCAUUUUCAUUACCAAGGAAUUUGGGUUCAUCCAAUAGCUACGAAAACCUAACACGAAGCUUACAAAGCUUACACGUACGUCCAAGAAGCAGAAUUGCAGCCCAUUUCACAAACCCUCUCAUGCCAUGAAGUUUUCAGAUGUGAUGUGCAUGAUGUAAUCAAGUUCCUUACAUAAAUAUUUUAUCCCAAAUAUAUCUGUUUAGUUUGUUUGGAUAAAUUUAGAUAUGAUAAAUAUUUUUCUGAUUCCUUCUGAUGCAAUCUCUAUUUAUGUAUUAUAAAAUUUAAAAUCGUAUUCUGGAAGUUAAGAUUUUGUUACAUAAGAACAAGUUUUCAAGAAAGGUUUCUUUAGUGACAGUAAUUUGAAGUACUUAACAAAGGUAAAAAAUUGUUUGUUAACAUUAUGAUAAAUGGAAGAUAAAACUUAGGGUGUUUUAAUAACUAGAUUAUAAUAUAUAUUUUGUGCAUAAGAGAGUUAAAGUAAUGAAGAUGUUAAUUCUUGUAAAUACAUUUAGAUGGUUAUGUUAUUCUUACACUACUGCAAAAGGUUUAUAUUGUGAAUUACAACAGUCCGUAAUCGUUUUUAAAAUUAGAAUAAGAAGAGGAAAUUUUAUGUUGGAAGUAAAUUAAUUUCUCAAAUAAGAAUGUCAGCAAUUUUAUAAAACUGAGAUGUAAUUGAUAAUUGUAACUAGCUCAGAAUAACCUUGGCUAAUGCCACAAAUUAAUUAUUAGAGUACAAUAUAAAAAAACUAAACAGUAGGCACAACUGGCAUAUCAUAAAAGAACACAAUAUAGGUUGAUAUAAUUUUAUACAUAAACCAGACAAAUAUAAAUUAAAAUAGUAUGGUGAAAGCAACCAGUUCUUCAGUAGAUGUGUUUCCAGAUUUUAAACCCAUCUAAAUUUGUGCUACUUGUGACAACUGUUUAGAGGAAAGUACAUAAUCAUAGUUGUGUUUAUAGGUUGUAGUUUGGUCAAGAUUUAUUGAAUUUGAGUUACAGUCAGGGAAAUCAUUCUUCAUACUAGUAUUUCUGGAUUUUUGCUGUUUAUAACUGGUACUGAUUGAGUUACAGUGAUUUAUAAGGUUUGACCAUAUAAUAAUAAUAGGUUUGCAGUUAACUUUCACUGAUGUGAAGUAAGUUGGUCCAAGGUUGUUGCCAUUAAAAAAGUUUAUGCUUUUGUUAA
Limulus polyphemus (Atlantic horseshoe crab) is the source of this 4902-nucleotide messenger RNA. Its product is annotated as meiosis regulator and mRNA stability factor 1-like. The record is from RefSeq and is a predicted model, not a curated record. The transcript has 17 exons. The coding region runs from base 189 to 3851 and encodes 1220 amino acids. Gene Ontology annotation, molecular function: nucleic acid binding. NCBI's taxonomy places the organism in Eukaryota, Metazoa, Arthropoda, Merostomata, Xiphosura, Limulidae.